UCUCCGUCUCCACCACUCCGCUUCGCCCCCCGUAAAAACCAGAAAUUACAAUCCAGUCCUCCGCGGCGGCAGCCACCCCCCAAAUCUGAAACCCUCGUCGCGGUUCCGCAAUUUCGCGCUCCAAUCGAUCGAUCUAACCAUUCCCCCCCACGGAUCGGAUCGGAUCGGCGAAGAGGAGGGGGUCUGUGCCGCCGCCGAGAUGGGCAUCUCGAGCAUGCCGGCGCCCAAGGACAGCCUCGUGGCGUACCUGCUGUACAACACGGCGGUGUCGAUCGCCAUCCUGGCCGACAUGGUGCGGGCCGCGCUGGUGUUCCUCGGCCUCCCCGUGCCGCCGGCGUGGGAGGACGGCGACGACCAGCUCGCGGCGAUCGCGGCCGCGGCCGCCGCGGCCGCGGCGGCGGCGGGGGGCCCGAGCCUGGCGGACAGGUUCCGGAGCAGGUUCAGGCCAGCGAGGUUCGGGCGGCGGCGGGCUGGGUCGGCGCCCGACUGCCGCGUCUGCCUGGCGCGGUUCGAGCCGGAGUCGGUGGUGAACCGCCUCCCCUGCGGCCACCUCUUCCACCGCGCCUGCCUCGAGAAGUGGCUCGACUACGACCACGCCACCUGCCCGCUCUGCCGCCACCGCCUCCUCCCCGCCGCCAACGAAGCACCCUCGCCGUCGCCGUCUCCGGCCACCCUCCAUUUCGCCCGGAUUUAGAGAGAUCUCCCUUCUCUUCACCGCUUCCGCCACUGGGCCAGCUUGGGGUGGCCUUGCCGUGUGCGCGUAGGAAAUUAAGAGAGGCUCAUUUAGCUCUAGUGCUAGCUCCAUUUAGUGCUCUUUUUUUCCCUUCAUUUCCUAAUUUUUUUUCACAUCUUUCUCAUGUUUUUACCAUUUCCGAGUGGCCUUUUUUUUUUCCUUCUUUCUCGUGUUGUUGUACCGUGUAAAUAUUUGCAGAGUGCUCCGAUCGAUGGAGGUGUAGCACUUCUGUGUACAGGCUUUUGGAAAGCGAAGAAGAGAUGAUUAUGAGAACGAAAAAAAAAAAGAAAAAUCAUUGCCCAAAAAAAGCUCCUCUCCUUUUGCCUUUUCUUCCUCUUUAAAUACCUUCUUACACCAAAACAAAUACAAACAAAAAAAACAUGAAACAAUAACAAGUAAUACACAAAAACAGCACAAUUUUGUUUAUUGAAUUUCUGAAGAAGAGGAAGAGGGAGGAAUGUUCUAGUGGCGUGAAGGGAUGGACGAUAUUUUGGGGGAGGGUAUCUCUAGAGAGCCUCAUGAGCCAAAAUAAAAAGAGAACUUUUGUGAGGAGGAAGCGGCUCCGUUGUUUGUUGUUUUACGUGGCGAGUCACAUGGGGGGACGACGGCGACGGCGACGUGCUUGUCACCGGUGGGCGCCCACACGGCGUUGUCCGCAUCGCCGGGGUGGUGGAGGUGGUGGGAGCGGCGGCCAACCUCGCCAUUAACUCCGUGCGUGGCUCGUUGCAAAUGCGUGUGUCUGCCUGUCGAUCGCCAUGGUUGGAUGGGACGAUCAGGGCUCGGCUGGUUGUGUGUUCAUCUCAUCUUCGGCUGGAGUGGCUGGCCGGAUGGCCCAGGUGAGGCCGGCCGGUCCAGUGGCAGCACGACACACACAAAGGCAGGAA
Messenger RNA from Oryza brachyantha (malo sina), 1617 nucleotides. Its product is annotated as probable E3 ubiquitin-protein ligase XERICO. Bases 200 to 694 code for a protein of 164 amino acids. Gene Ontology annotation, molecular function: zinc ion binding. The record is from RefSeq and is a predicted model, not a curated record. The transcript has a single exon. Lineage: Eukaryota; Viridiplantae; Streptophyta; Magnoliopsida; Poales; Poaceae.